AUGGCUGAAAUCUUGGAAACCGCUGCUCGAAAAGGCGAUAUCGACAUGCUAUACGACUUAAUUGACAAGGAUCGUCAUCUGCUGGAUAUAAUUGGUAAGGAUCUGCUUGUCGAUACUCCUUUGCACAUAGCAGCUCAGCAUGGACAGAUCCCAUUUGCAAGGGAGAUAAUGAUGUUGAACCCAUCAUUUGCUUGGAAGCUAAAUGGAAAAGGGCAUAGCGUCAUGCACCUCGCCUUGUACAGCAAAAAAACCGACAUGGUUCUUGAAUUUCUGAACCUUGAACCUGGUCUUGUUCGCAUUCGAGGAAGAGGAGGCGAAACUCCUUUGCAUUAUUUGGCUAAGAAAGGAGAAGAUAUGGAACAUCAGCGGCAAAAGAUUGUUCUCUUGGGGAAAUUCAUAUCCGCUUGUCCACUGAGUAUCCGAGACAUGACUAAUCAAAGGGAGACCGUUUUUCAUAUUGCUGUGGAGCAUGAAAACUUUGAUGCUUUUGAUUUUUUACUAGGUCGACUGCGAAGAGCCCUCCACGGAACCUCUGAAAUCCAUGAGAGAGAAAUUAUAAACUUGAAGAAUGGGAAAGGAGACAAUGUUCUACACAUUGCAACCGAAAAGAAUCAACUCCAAGUGGUGACAUUGUUACUAAAAAAUAGCAAAAUUGAAGUAAAUGCAAAGAAUUCAAGGGGUGUGACUGCUCUAGACAUCUGCAUUGAAAAUGGAUACACAGACGUCAGGGAUGGCCUACUCGCUGCUGGGGCUAAAAGUGGCGAAUCCAUUCCCCAAGUUUCUAUCUCCAUUCCCCAAGUUUGGUCCAUAGUGCCAUUUGCAGAACAGAUUGCCAUACAUUUUAUUCGUUGGAAAAACAACAUAAACAAUGGGUUACGUAAUCUGUUACUAGGUGUUGCUGCAACGGUAGCAACAGUGGCAUUCCAGGCUGCAUUAAGUCCCCCUGGAGGAGUUUGGCAGGAUAACGCCAACAACAGAUCCACUACUGGUAUAAAUAGCAAUGUUGAAGUACCACAUCGAGCGGGGACAGUGAUUAUGGGGACUGCAAAUUUCCUCUGUUUUUAUAUUUACAACAGCAUCAUAGUUUAUAUCACAACAAUGACUAUGGUUUUUCUACUUCCUGAAGGGAAGAUUACUAAGCUGCUGAGAGGGAUUCUAUUUCUCUAUCUUUUUUGCUAUAUACUCUCUUUGGGAGUCAUAUGGCCCUACUCUACAGGUGAACCAAUUUUCAUUAUCUCUAUCGUAGUUAUGUUACUGCUCUAUAUGCUAGGUGUUUUUGGGUUUGGAAUCCUUCGUGUUUUAGAAGUUAGAUUUUUGGAAAUGAAUGAACAGAUUCAGUGA
Molecule: messenger RNA, 1341 nt
Organism: Ziziphus jujuba (common jujube)
Lineage: Eukaryota; Viridiplantae; Streptophyta; Magnoliopsida; Rosales; Rhamnaceae
Product: ankyrin repeat-containing protein BDA1-like
Exons: 2
Coding region: 1-1341 (446 amino acids)
Molecular function (GO): protein binding
Source: RefSeq, a predicted model, not a curated record